Messenger RNA from Oldenlandia corymbosa var. corymbosa, 1875 nucleotides. The record is from the annotation of a GenBank genome assembly. NCBI's taxonomy places the organism in Eukaryota, Viridiplantae, Streptophyta, Magnoliopsida, Gentianales, Rubiaceae.
AUGAUCGGGGUUGCCAGAACAACCGUCACGAUGGUCAGAGUUAAAGAAGACGCCGGAGAGGAUACUCCCCUGGCCGAAUUCCAACGCCGGCAAGAAAAAAGAAAGACAGGAAAAAGCCACGGCGGAGAACCUGGGAAAGAACAAACCAAGGAGCGUUUGGUCCUUAGUGCUUCUCAGCCUGAACCAAAGAAAAAAAGCAACACCAAUCUUCCACCUGAAAAAGAGGAUAUACCGCCCCCUCAAUAUACCCCCACUGCUGCCAAGCAUUUGGAAGACCAGAAACUGGCCAAAAUCGAGGCCGAACUCAAGAAGUUGGGCAAUGAUAGUGAUCAAAAGCAAAGGAUGCGGAGAUAUGUCCUCGAAGAAACUAGACGGCGUUGUCUCCUCGGACAACCCGACCCUACAGAACAAGAGUUGGAAGAUCUGGUCGACGAAAAAGAAGCUCGUAGAACCCUGGCCCUUCUCGAGAAGAAACGGGACAAGCGGAAAGUCCAAGAGCAGGAGAAUUACCAAGAGACUAAGGGUUACGAGAGCCCCCGCGAAGAACGCUUGCACGCUACCAGAGAUACCAUAUUUUGGGUUGCUUUCAGAGAAAGAUACCCAGCCUUCGACACCACCCUCGAGAAAUUCGACGCGAUAUACCAACAGAAGGGCGUCGAAGAGAAUCCAAAUCCCUCGAGCGUCGAGAUCCUCGAAGGAGAACAGGGGAACUCCCCAAGGAAAACUAAGGCACAUAAUCGCCUUGAAUUCAAUUGGAAUCGAAAGAGCCCUCGAAAAGGUGAGUACAGGCACGGUUACGAGCCACGUCGAGGCCGCAACAACAUCGAGGGUGAUUAUGACCAAGGAUACCACCACUGUCCUCGAUACUCGCCUCCAAGACAACAACAAUAUCAUGGGCAUAGGGAAAAUCCUCCGUACUACCAGGAAGACCAGCAAGGAACAAGAGACCAGAACAUUUUGAUCCGAGAAGAAAUAAGCAAAAUCAUCGGGAUAGGGCUGGACCGAAGCCCCUUCAUCCCCAGCAUUCGAGAUGAACCUAAGCCCCGAGACUUCGAUUUCCCUAAAGAAUUCAAGGCGUAUUCAGGAGAUACGGAUGUCUCCCAAUGGUUACAAGGAUAUGUUCAAGUCAUGAGAAUCCGAAACGCAACCAUGAACUUCAUGGCAAAGGCGCUGCCUUCCUACUUAUCCGGAUCAGCACAGCGGUGGUUUGGGCAACUACCAGAAGGAAGCGUCACUAGCUUUGAAGAUUUGUCUGUCAAACUAGCUACUCGUUUCUUCCAAAGCAAACGGAUAUCGCGGGUGUCCAUCGACCUUUUUUCGAUCAGACAAGGACAGCAUGAGAGUCUAACCGACUUUCACAGACGAUUCAUACAAAAGACCUUGCAAGUCGACAACAUUGACGACCGAGACGUCCGCAACAGAUUCAUCCAAGGUAUCAACCCCUUCGAAAAAUCCUCAAUGUUGAGAGUUAAGCUCUCGACAAAACCCCCUAGGAAUGCACAUGAGAUGUGGGCUAUUGUCGAGAACCAUAUACAGCGAGAACACACGCUCAAGAGGUCCCAAGAAUCCUUCGCCUCGGUAGGCCCCAAAGAAAAACCAAAAAUCCCCCAGGAAGGCAGACCGGCACUGCCCAAAAUGGAUAGGCAAUUAAAGCCCUUAACCAAGCUCCGACGAGAAAUCCUCCAGAUCCAUAGGGACGAACUGCCGACUCCGAAACCCUUGGCCCCUAAUCCAAAUAGAUCAACUGAACAAUACUGUGAGUAUCACAAAGAUCACGGCCACGACACGGAGGAUUGUCGAGAGCUCAAGCGUGAAAUCGAGAACGGGGUCAAAUCUGGUAAAUUUCAGCAAUAUGUGCAGGGAACAGCUUCCUGA